Molecule: messenger RNA, 1056 nt
Organism: Ostertagia ostertagi
Lineage: Eukaryota; Metazoa; Nematoda; Chromadorea; Rhabditida; Trichostrongylidae
Source: the annotation of a GenBank genome assembly
AUGGCUUUGAAGAAGAAGCGUUCCUCCUACACGGCGAAAUUCAAGGUCUCCGUGAUUGACUACGCAAAUGAACAUGGAGUUGUCGAGGCUGCGGAACAUUACGGGAUUAAGGACAAACGAAUGAUCAGAAGAUGGAAAAAGGCUGAAAAUAAAAUCAGAGAGAUGCCAUCGAAAAAGCGCGCAAACCGUGGAAAGAAAGAAGCCUGGCCCGAGCUGGAAAAUGAGCUGAAUACUUGGGUGCGAUUGGAGAGAAGCAAAGGAGCACAAGUUUCUACUACUCGGAUCAUUAGAGAAGCAAGAAAGAUCGCAAGAAGACUACAGUUGGAUGAUUUUCAAGGGACCCCUCAUUGGUGCCAUAGCUUUAUGGAGAGGAAAAACCUAUCAGUUCGCAGAGCAACAUCUGUAGGACAAAACCUGCCAAUCGACUGGGAGAAAAAGGUAGCGGACUACCACUUAUUUUUCCAAAGGACAACAGCAGGAAUCAACCUAAAAGACAUCGGGAAUAUGGAUGAGGUGCCGGUUGCUUUUGAUAUGCCGGCUGCUCGAACCGUCGACAUUAGAGGAGCUCAAAAUGUGUCAGUUGUAACCACCGGUGCUGAAAAAGCGAAUUUCACGGUGGUCCUCUGUGUGCUUGCUGACGGAAGAAAGUGCAAGCCGAUGGUCGUUUUCAAGCGCAAGACCCUUCCCAAAGGAUCGUUCCAUGAGAAUGUGAUCGUCAAGGCAAACGACAAAGGUUGGAUGAAUGAAAGCCUGAUGAAGGAAUGGAUUCAUGAGAUCUGGCUCCAACGCCCUGAUGCAUCAACCCAACAAGGAAGCUCUGCUCUCAUUCUGGAUGCUGCCCCAUCCCACCGAACAGAAGCAACAAAACAAUGUCUACAGCAGCAGUACUCCAGAAUGAUCAUGAUUCUGGAGGACUCACAAAACUGCUUCCAGCCGUUGGAUAUCUCUGUAAACAAGUCAUUCAAAUCAAAUCUGCGAAGGUGCUGGGAAGAUUGGAUGAUUGAAGAAGAGCGGCACACCUACCCAGAGUGGAAAAAGACAGUGGCCUUCGUAUGA